Messenger RNA from Pneumocystis murina B123, 1049 nucleotides. RefSeq lists its product as hypothetical. Bases 30 to 1049 code for a protein of 339 amino acids. Gene Ontology annotation, biological process: mitotic spindle assembly checkpoint signaling. Gene Ontology annotation, cellular component: kinetochore; mitotic checkpoint complex; bub1-bub3 complex. Gene Ontology annotation, molecular function: ubiquitin binding. The record is from RefSeq and is a predicted model, not a curated record. Lineage: Eukaryota; Fungi; Ascomycota; Pneumocystomycetes; Pneumocystales; Pneumocystaceae. The transcript has 5 exons.
AAAAAUUUAAAUUUUAAUUUAUUAAUAUAAUGAAUAAGCACAACCAGUGGGAAAUUACUCCUUCUCCACUGGAUGGUGUCUCUUCUCUUCUUUUUUCACCUUAUACAUCAAUGCAUUUGGCUAUGACUUCAUGGGAUAAAACUUUAAAACUACUUGAUAUUGAAUCUAUAUUAUCUAAUGAUGAUAAUAAGGACAGUCAAAAUAUUAUAUUGUUUAGUUUUGAGCAUAAAGCGCCCGUAUUAGAUUGUUGUUUUAGUAAUGAAAUACAUAUAUAUACUGGAGGAUUAGAUCGAAGAGUUCGGAUGUUUGAUCUUUAUGCAUCCAAUGUCUUAGUACUGGGUACUCAUGAUGAUGCAAUAAAGUCUACAUUGUUUAAUAGAAAUAUUAAUUUAUUAAUAACAGGAUCAUGGGAUAAAACGAUUAGACAAUGGGACUCAAGGUCAAAUAAUAAAUCUCUAAAUAUCUAUUCAUUGCCACAAAAAGUUUUUAGCAUGGAUUCUGUUGAUUAUAAAUUAGUUGUUGCUAUGGCUAAUAGAAUUGUCUAUAUUUAUGACCUAAGAAAUAUGAGUGAACCUCUACAGCAGAGGGAAAGUAGUUUAAAAUUUAUGACAAGAGUUGUUAAAUGUAUGCCUGAUGGACAAGGAUAUGUAACAUCAUCUAUUGAAGGGCGUGUUUCUGUAGAAUUUUUUGAUCCUUCACCUGAAUCGCAAAUCAGAAAAUAUGCAUUUAAAUGCCAUAGACAAGUUCAUGAUGGAAUUGAUAAUGUCUAUCCUGUUAAUGCAUUAGCUUUUCAUCCAAUAUACGGGACUUUUGUUUCAGGAGGAGGAGAUGGAAUUGUUGCCUUAUGGGAUGGUGUGGUUAAAAAAAGGUUAAGACAAUAUCCAAAAUAUCCUGCUAGUAUUUCAUCAUUAACAUUUAGUAAUGACGGGAAAUACAUGGCUAUAGGAACGAGUGAUGACUAUAAAGACAUAGAUAAAGAAACUAAUGCAAAUAAUAAAUUGUUUGUUAGAGAACUUUUUGAGGAAGAAUGUAAAGGAAAAGCAAUAUAA